UCUAGAGGACGAUAUAAAUGGUAUAUACCAUGCGAAGACGGAUCAUUCUAUUAAAGAUUUUUGCUACACAAGGAUAAAAUGAUUUCAAGUUAUUUGGCGAUUUUUUGUGUGGGUUUGGCGGGCUUUACAAGUGCUGUGAGAGAUAUACCCGACUACAUCCACGUGUGCAAAAGGUCUGACCCCCAUGUGGCCAAAUGCAUCCGAGAGUCAGUCGAAGUCCUGAGACCUCGCCUGAGACAAGGAAUUCCCGAACUGGGAGUUCCUUCACUGGAGCCACUUCACAUUAACGAGAUCACAAUAUUUAGAGGUGACCCACCUAGCAAUCUGAAAGCUUUCCUCCGGAACGUUAAAGUUCAUGGAGCCAGUGACUUCCAAAUAACCAAACUGAAGGUGAAUGUGGACAAAAACACGUACCGUGUCGGAGUGAAGUUCCGGAAAAUGUCCUUUGACGGCGACUACGACAUCGACGCCCGAGUCCUUGUCGUGCCGAUUAAAGGCACCGGAAAGUUCACAGCUGAUAUUAGUGAUGUUGAUGGUCAGGGCGUUCUCAAGGCUGAAAUCAGUGAGAAGAACGGACAUCGCGAGAUCAAAUUCACUUCCUUUGAUUUCGCAAUCAAAAUUGCCGAUUACAACAUCCACCUUGACAACCUGUUCAACGGAGAUGAAGUCUUAAGUCGGGCUGCCAUGGAUGUGAUCAACGACAACAAAGCCGAGUUUAUUCAAGCCGCUCUGCCGUUCAUUCAGAGAAAAACCGCGGAAAUUCUCCUAGAUGCGGCGAAUAAAAUCACUGAGGAUUUAGACUACGAUCAAGUUUUCCCCGAGAAAUAAACUUCGGAGCUCAAGUAUAUUAUUCUGUGAUUUAGGUGGAUUCUUUAGCUUUUGUACAAACUCUGUAUAUUUCCGACUUUGAAAAUAAAACUUUACAACUAAA
Molecule: messenger RNA, 931 nt
Organism: Tribolium castaneum (red flour beetle)
Lineage: Eukaryota; Metazoa; Arthropoda; Insecta; Coleoptera; Tenebrionidae
Product: protein takeout
Exons: 5
Coding region: 79-828 (249 amino acids)
Source: RefSeq, a predicted model, not a curated record